UAUAGAUUGGACCCACAUAUACAUGGAUGAUAGAAGGGUAGUGGUCCUAGAUCAUCUAAGAAAAGGAGGAGAUGAAGCAAAGAAAGUUAGAGGUAAUUGUCCCUUCACUAAAAGCUAUUUAACUAAUCUAUGAAGCAUAUGACUUUGACUUUAUUGGCAGUUCUAAGGCAAAGUUUGUAACCAAGACUUUGAAGCCUUGUGGGGUUCCACAAACAAAUGAUGCAAGCACUUCCACAGAAAUGCAAUCACAUUUUCACACAUAGCCUGAAAAAUAAUUUGAGUUUGUAGCGCAACGACCAUUUCUUCGCCAUGGCUAGUCUUUAUCUUCUACUACUUCUUCCUCUGUUCUUAGCUCUUAUUCUCGCAGCCACCAUUACAGAAUCAAAAUCUUUCUCAACAACAGUGAAGGCACCAUAUCCAGGACAUAAACCGGAUAAGCUAACCCACUUACACUUCUACUUCCACGACAUUGUCUCCGGAGACAAACCAACCUCCGUCCAAGUCGCUAACGGUCCAACCACAAACUCUUCUGCCACCGGUUUCGGUUUGGUUGCAGUCGUUGACGACAAAUUGACGGUCGGGCCUGAAAUUACCUCAGAGGAAGUUGGGAGAGCCCAAGGAAUGUAUGCAUCGGCUGACCAGAACAAGCUUGGUCUGCUUAUGGCUUUUAACUUGGUUUUCACGAAGGGUAAAUUUUCCGACAGCACCGUGGCGAUGUAUGGCCGGAAUCCUGUAUUGUCGAAGGUGAGGGAAAUGCCGAUCAUUGGAGGUACGGGAGCUUUCAGGUUCGGAAGAGGAUAUGCAUUGGCCAAGACUUUGGUGUUCAAUAUUACCAGUGGAGAUGCUGUGGUCGAAUAUAAUGUCUAUAUUUGGCAUUAAUUAUUGUCAUUGAUUACUGCUUUUAGUUAUUAAAAAAAUCAAUAAACUGGUCUUUUUUUUUUUUUGAAUUAAUAUUGUGAUUUUUUGUGUAAUUUAUUGAAACUGUGGAAAAAACAUAUACUUUAUGUGAUGAUUUUUUUUUCUACAUACCAUGAGCUGAAUUUGCCUACGUACUUAGACGUAAAUGUUCAUUUCCA
This is a messenger RNA of Arabidopsis thaliana (thale cress), 1076 nucleotides long. Its product is annotated as Disease resistance-responsive (dirigent-like protein) family protein. Lineage: Eukaryota; Viridiplantae; Streptophyta; Magnoliopsida; Brassicales; Brassicaceae. The transcript has a single exon. The record is from RefSeq and is marked reviewed. Gene Ontology annotation, cellular component: extracellular region. The coding region runs from base 310 to 879 and encodes 189 amino acids.